Boleophthalmus pectinirostris (great blue-spotted mudskipper) is the source of this 1396-nucleotide messenger RNA. RefSeq names its product dual specificity phosphatase 2 (gene dusp2). The transcript is spliced from 5 exons. Gene Ontology annotation, biological process: protein dephosphorylation; endoderm formation; negative regulation of MAPK cascade. Lineage: Eukaryota; Metazoa; Chordata; Actinopteri; Gobiiformes; Gobiidae. Gene Ontology annotation, molecular function: MAP kinase tyrosine/serine/threonine phosphatase activity; protein tyrosine/threonine phosphatase activity. Gene Ontology annotation, cellular component: cytoplasm; nucleus. The record is from RefSeq and is a predicted model, not a curated record.
UUAAAUGGGCCUACAUUUUAUUAGAAUAAAAUGUUCAACAAACUUUGUCAUAUAAAAUGCCAAAAGGUGACAACAAGCAAAGACAAUGGAAAAAGAGAGUGAGGUAUGAACUCCUCUGCAUCACAGAUUGUUGAUUGAAUUUGACACAAAAACACAACCCCAGCACCAUGUGCGCGGUAGGAAACUCUCUGGAGUAACAUCAUACCAUAUUUGGAGCACCGGUCUUGUCGUAUAUGGUAUUUCCGCAGUUUUGUCUCAGUGCUACAGUGGGAAGAGACACAAUAGUCCUGCCCCAAUGUGCCCCACUCAGCUGUGAUCAAUGAAGUGCAUGAAAUAGCGACUAGAACUGACCUCUACUCUGCCCAAGAGCAUCUCACAGAGUGAAACUACCUACAUUCUCACUUCAGUUUGCGUUGUGGAUUAAUUUCAAUAUAAAAAAAAAUUAUAUAGAGCCUGGCCAUUGUAAGUUUUGAUCGUCAUGACGUCCAGCGUGCAGCUGGUUGAAAUAAGUGGGUACGAGCUGGCACAUGUACUUCGGAUUCCUCGGGAGCAUGGGGGUUAUGGCUGUUUUGUGCUGGGCUGUAGACCUUUUGUAGAUUACUGCCUGGCGCACAUCAGCGGAUCGCGCAAUGUGAACUGGAACUCAAUGCUCCGCCGCAGGUCAAAGGGCUCAGCGGUUGCUCUGGAGUGGCUCAUCUCUGCGCUGCGCAAAGGAGACUUUUGUCCUUUGGUUGUUAGGGACCAGAGUAGUCUGUCUAUAAAUGAGCUACAGUUCGAGAGCGUGAGCCGAAUGCUACUCACUGGCCUGCAGAGCGAAGUGAGGACAGAAGUGUGCUUUUUGCAAGGUGGAUUUGAAGGAUUUUCUGAGACCUACCUAGAGCUACGUUACAGCUCUGUACACAAUAAAAUGAUGACUCUGGAAACAAAUCCAGGGCACACAACCCCAUUUUAUGAUCAGGAUGGUCCAGUGGAGCUGCUGCCCUUCCUGUUCUUGGGUAGUGCAGUCCACUCCUCAUGCAGAGAGGCCCUGGCUGCAGUGGGCAUCACAGCUGUGCUCAACAUCUCCUCAUCCUGUCCUAACCUGUAAGAGGGCGAGCUCCUGUACCUGCGCCUCACUGUGGAGGACAGUGUGGCUGCAGACAUCGGGGCCUGCUUCUCCCCUGCAAUCACUUUUAUUAACUCAGUGAAGCAGACAGGCGGUCGUGUGUUGGUCCAUUGUAAAGCUGGUAUCUCGCGCUCCGCCACCAUAUGUCUGGCCUACCUCAUGCACACUCACCGCAUUCGUCUACAGGACGCCUUCGACUUUGUAAAGCAGCGAAGGAACAUCAUCUCCCCAAAUGUGGCUUUCAUGGGGCAGCUGCUGCAGUUUGAGACAGACGUGCUCUGCCAGGGCUGA